Molecule: messenger RNA, 1132 nt
Organism: Exserohilum turcica Et28A
Lineage: Eukaryota; Fungi; Ascomycota; Dothideomycetes; Pleosporales; Pleosporaceae
Exons: 1
Coding region: 146-1132 (328 amino acids)
Biological process (GO): DNA replication initiation; DNA replication
Cellular component (GO): nuclear origin of replication recognition complex; nucleus
Molecular function (GO): ATP hydrolysis activity; DNA replication origin binding
Source: RefSeq, a predicted model, not a curated record
CAGCAUUGGGGGCAGUUUCUUGGAUCCCACCGAGCCAAGUCCGUUCAACAAGCCAACCUCGGCGCAGAAGAAGAAGGUUGCGCCGUCUUUCAUCUACAGCAAUGUCGCUCCUGGCCGCGAAUUGGAUUUAAUCAAGACUAUUGUUAUGGAGCGCAUUACUGGCAAGCGCCCUUCGCCUCUGGUCGGCUUGGACGAGGAAUACAAAUCAGUACACCAAGUCAUUGAGCACACAAUUACUGCUGGCGAAGGCAAUUCAAUGCUGGUGAUUGGCGCUCGGGGCAGUGGAAAGACGGCGCUUGUAAACAAGGUGCUAUCUGAAGUUGCCAAAGACAAUGGCGGACAAUACCAUGUCGUUCGACUCAAUGGCUUUAUACAUACCGACGACAAGAUUGCGCUCCGAGAGAUCUGGCGCCAGCUCGGCAAGGAAAUGGAAAUCGAAGAAGACGGCAGUGGCCCUGGAAAAAACUACGCCGAUACCCUCGCCACACUGCUUGCUCUGCUCUCGCACCCGUCCGAACAGACGGGCGAAGUGACAGACCAAGUCGCAAAAGCAGUCAUCUUCAUCAUGGACGAAUUCGACCUAUUUGCCCACCAUCCCCGACAAACGCUGCUGUACAAUCUCUUUGACAUUGCUCAGUCGCGGAAAGCCCCGAUUGCAGUGCUGGGCCUGACGACACGCAUCGACGUAACCAACAGUCUCGAGAAGCGCGUCAAGAGCCGUUUCAGCCAUCGAUACGUCCAUGUUAAACUCGCAACCACAUUCACCGCGUUCCAGAAUAUAUGCAAGGCUUGUCUGACACUGGAGCCCGAGCACCUCAGCGUUGAAGAACGAGGCAUCCUCGAAGGCGGAGCUAAAACAACAACAACAACAACUACUACUACUACUACUCCAGCAAGCAAAAGCCAAACCAGCGUCCUCACCGAAUGGAACACCACAAUCUCCGUACGUAACCUCUCCCCUCCCAUCCACCCAUCCACAACCCCCACAGCUAACCCCCCCCCCUCACUAGAACCUCUUCGCAACCCCCGCCUUCCUAACCCACACCCUAGCCCCCACCUUUCUCCGUCCGCCUCGCCAUCCUCCUUGUGUCCAUUGGCCUGCUCCUCUGUAUCUGAUGCCUCUUCAUUGUGA